Messenger RNA from Corythoichthys intestinalis (scribbled pipefish), 8312 nucleotides. Its product is annotated as transient receptor potential cation channel subfamily M member 1. Gene Ontology annotation, molecular function: calcium channel activity. NCBI's taxonomy places the organism in Eukaryota, Metazoa, Chordata, Actinopteri, Syngnathiformes, Syngnathidae. Gene Ontology annotation, biological process: monoatomic cation transmembrane transport; protein tetramerization; metal ion transport. The record is from RefSeq and is a predicted model, not a curated record. Gene Ontology annotation, cellular component: plasma membrane. The transcript has 28 exons. Bases 427 to 5436 code for a protein of 1669 amino acids.
CGCUGAAGGCGGAAGUCGUCGUGGGACAAAGUGAACGUUGGAAAUAGUGGCGUCUCCCUUUAAAAAAAAAAAAAAAGAAAGAAAGGGGGGAAAAGCGUCGGCAUACGUUGCGACGUAGUCUGGUGGCCGUGGUGGUAACGCAAGGCAGUUUUUAUCCUCGAAUGACCCCGCAGUGCUGAGGCGAGAACAUCCCGUUCGGAAGUUAUUAAUAGCUCUCCUUGCGUCACCCAACUGCCGCGCUGCUAGACACGCAACGGAGCUCUGAACUGUGCCAGCCACACAUCCUCCUUCACAAAAAAGCUUAUAAAACAGUGAGGAGACGUCCUACGGCUGCCAGUGUCUCACAGCUCACGUGACGAAACCACCUUGGCUCUCCGGUGCUGAUGUUGGCCUUGACCCCUCUCGGCCGCUUAGAGCUUCUUCAGCAUGGACCCCAAGGGCGCCAGCGGCACCUUCAAGAGGUCCUCUCUCAAACGUAGCACGUCCGGCUCACAGAAGGCACAGCGAGUCUGGAUUGAAAGGACGUUUCUGAAAAGAGAAUGUAUACACAUCUUUCCCACUAAGGACACAACCAGGUGUUCAUGUGGUCAGCUGACAACGCAACAUGUGGCCAUCCCACCCGGCGCCAACUCUCUAGAAGAGGCCCACCAGCUUGUGCAGAUCGACACCCUCAAGGACAAAUGGAGCGUGAUCAAGCACACCAGGACCUACCCGACGGACUCUUUCGGCGUGAUCGAGUUCCAGGGUGGCGGGUUCAUCAACAAGGCCAUGUACAUCCGAGUCUCCUACGACACCAAACCGGACAACCUGCUGCAUCUGAUGGUGAAGGACUGGCAGCUGGAGCUGCCCACUUUACUCAUCUCUGUGCACGGAGGCCUCCAGAACUUUGACCUUCAGCCCAAACUCAAGCAAGUUUUUGGCAAAGGCCUGAUUAAAGCCGCCGUCACCACUGGUGCAUGGAUCUUCACGGGUGGCGUCAACACAGGCGUGAUCCGUCAUGUGGGAGAUGCCUUGAAGGAUCAUUCCUCCAAAUCACGAGGGAAAGUGUGCGCAAUAGGAAUCGCCCCUUGGGGCAUCCUGGAGAACAAAGAGGACCUCAUCGGGAAAGAUGUGACCAGACCAUACCAGACCAUGGCCAACCCACUGAGCAAAUUAGCGGUACUCAACAACAGCCACUCGCACUUUAUCCUGACCGACAAUGGCACUUGCGGCAAGUACGGCUCUGAGGUCAAACUGCGGCGCCUGCUGGAGAAGCACAUCUCGCUGCAGAAGAUCAACACCCGUCUGGGCCAGGGAGUUCCACUGGUGUGUCUAAUAGUGGAAGGAGGUCCGAAUGUUAUUUCCAUCGCACUGGAGAGUCUGCGAGACGAGCCUCCCAUUCCGGUGGUGGUGUGCGAUGGGAGCGGCCGUGCUUCUGACAUUAUUUCUUUCGCACAUAAAUUCUCAGAAGAUGGAGGGUUGGUUAGCGACGAUGUGCGAGAUCAACUUUUGGUGACCAUUCAGAAAACGUUCAACUACAGCAAAAGCCAGUCGCAGCAAAUCCUACUCAUGGUGAUGGAGUGUAUGAAGAAGCGGGAACUGAUCACCGUUUUUCGAAUGGGUUCUGAGGGUCAGCAAGAUAUAGAAAUGGCCAUUCUUACGGCCUUGUUAAAAGGCACGAACGCUUCCGCGGCCGACCAGCUCAGUUUGGCGCUGGCUUGGAACCGAGUGGACAUUGCUCGCAAUCACAUCUUUGUCUAUGGACAUAAUUUACCUCCUGCCGGUGCCAUCGCUAGCACGACGACCACGCUUGUCCCGGCCCAGGAAAAGCAGAAGAGUCCUGCCAGCGCCCCUCGCAACAAAAACCGGGGAAAGAAGGGGAAGGGCAAAGGAAAGGCUAAACCGGAACCUCCAGAAGAAACAGAUCCACGCAAGUUGGAGCUCAUUCGUUGGGUAAAUUCUCUGGAACAGGCCAUGAUGGAUGCUCUGGUACUAGACAGAGUGGACUUUGUCAAGCUGCUUUUGGAGAAUGGUGUAAAUAUUCACCAUUUCCUCACUAUUCCAAGACUGGAGGAGCUGUACAAUACGAAACUCGGCCCAGCGAAUACUCUGCACGCCGUAGUACGAGAUGUCAAAAAGGGAAACCUUCCCCCUGAUUACCAGAUCACCUUGAUUGACAUCGGCCUGGUGCUGGAGUACCUCAUGGGUGGCGCUUACAGGAGUAAUUAUACCAGAAAGGCUUUUCGCAACCUCUACAAUACUCUGUACGGACUUAAAAGGCCCAAAGCGCUCAAGCUUCUCGGGAUGGAGGAUGACGAACCUCGACCUAAAGGCAAGAAAAAGGCGAAAAAGAAAAAGGAGGAAGAGGUGGAGAUUGACGUGGAUGAUCCAGAGGUGUGUCGCUUCAAGUAUCCUUUCCACGAGCUGAUGCUGUGGGCGGUGCUGAUGAAGCGGCAAAAGAUGUCGCUCUUUCUGUGGCAGCGGGGAGAAGAGGCGAUGGCCAAGGCACUGGUGGCAUGCAAACUCUUCAAGGCCAUGGCCCACGAGUGCUCAGAGAGCGAGCUAGUGGACGACAUCUCCCAAGACUUGGAGAACAAUUCCAAAGAGUUUGGUCAGCUGGCAUACGAACUUCUCGACCAGUCUUACAAGCACGACGAGCAAGUCGCCAUGAAACUUUUGACCUACGAGCUGGUGAAUUGGAGCAACUCCACCUGUCUGAAGCUGGCCGUAGCCGCCAAGCAACGAGACUUCAUUGCCCAUACCUGCAGCCAGAUGUUGCUCACAGACAUGUGGAUGGGAUGCUUGAGGAUCGGAAAGAACCCUGGCCUGAAGGUCAUUUUGGGAAUCAUCUUUCCACCACUAAUUCUUCUGCUGGAUUUCCGUCUCGGAGAUGACGUGGCCUACAUUGCACCUGCAGGCAAAGAAGAGGGGAAAGACAAAGAUGAGGACACAAAGUCCAGCAAGGACCCCAAUGACGCCACUUCCCGGAAGGGGGAUGAAGAGGAAGGCAAUGCCAAUGUCCGCAAAAUCCCAAUUGGCAAAAGAUUAUUUGAAUUUUAUGAUGCACCCUUCACCAAAUUUUGGUUCAACACAAUAUGCUACCUAGGUUACCUGAUGUUGUAUAAUUACAUCAUCUUGGUAAAGAUGGAGCGAUGGCCAUCCUUACAAGAGUGGACCGUCAUUGCUUACAUUCUUACCCUCGGUAGUGAGAAAGUCAGACAGAUAUUGAUGUCCGAGCCUGGCAAGCUAAAACAGAAGAUCAGCGUGUGGCUGGAGGAGUACUGGAAUAUCACCGACUUGGUGGCCAUCUCCACCUUCCUCCUCGGUCUAAUGCUGAGGCUGCAGAGAGAGCCUUACAUGGGCUACGGGAGAGUCAUUUACUGCAUAGACAUCAUCUUCUGGUACAUCCGAGUCCUGGACAUCUUUGGAGUCAACAAAUACUUGGGACCCUACGUGAUGAUGAUUGGAAAGAUGAUGAUCGAUAUGAUGUACUUUGUGGUCAUCAUGUUGGUGGUGCUCAUGAGCUUCGGGGUGGCCCGCCAAGCCAUCCUUCACCCUGAUGAGGAGCCCACGUGGCGUCUGGCUCGGAACAUUUUCUAUAUGCCCUACUGGAUGAUCUAUGGAGAGGUUUUUGCCGACUCGAUAGACCUCUAUGCAAUGGAAAUCAACCCUCCAUGUGGUGAGCAUUUGUAUGAUGAAGAUGGAAAGAAGUUGCCGCCGUGUAUUCCUGGCGCCUGGCUCACACCUGCAAUUAUGGCCUGUUACCUUCUCGUGGCCAAUAUUCUCCUUGUCAACCUACUCAUUGCUGUCUUCAACAACACCUUCUUCGAGGUUAAGUCAAUCUCCAACCAGGUGUGGAAGUUUCAGCGCUAUCAGCUGAUAAUGACGUUUCACGACCGGCCCAUCCUGCCACCGCCGCUCAUCAUCUUCAGCCACCUCUACAUCCUCUUCAGCAGGCUCUUUCGACGCUGCGCCAGGAAGAAGCAAGAUGGCGAACUUGACGAGAAGGAUCGCGGUCUUAAGCUAAGACUGAAUCCGGAGGAGCUGAAGAAUCUGUACGAGUUUGAAGAACAAUGUGUGGAGGAAUAUUUUCGGGAAAAGGAAGACGAGCAGCAGUCCUCGAGCGAUGAACGCAUCAAGGUUACCUCUGAAAGAGUUGAGAACAUGUCCAUGCGUCUGGAGGAGGUUAACGAAAGGGAGAACACCAUGAAGGCCUCCCUGCAAACGGUGGAUCUGCGCUUGGCCCAACUGGAGGAGAUCCACGGACGCAUGGCGCUGGCCUUGGAGAAGCUGGCGGGGGUGGACCGGCUGGAGCUGACCAGGACUCAUUCCCGCAAUUCGUCAGUGUGUGACCCCUCAUCUUUAGUUCGUCAAGGGAGCAUCAACAGUGCCGACGGGUACAGCUUGUACCGCUUCCACAUGGACAUGGAGGAGUUUGCGAGCAAGCAGAAGGAUGUGGAAGAACCGCUGAAAAGUGGUCUGGAGAGAGAGAAGAGUACAACGUCCAGCAUUGCUAAGGAGAGUGUUCACAACUUAGAAGUGGGCAGCCUGAGUAGAACAAGGCCCGGUUCUUGCGUGGACAUCCUCAUAUCUCCAUGUGAACCCAAGCAGGCAUCUGCAGGAUCGAGUCACGACAGCUUAAGUGACAAGCUGCUGCUCGGAAGUUCGCAGCUUCUAGAUCGAAUCGCAGACAAGAACAGACUCAAACCGUCCUCGCCGCCUAAACGGACUAAAUCGCUGAGACACUACCCGGCCGAAGAAACGGGGCCCUCUCCGUUGACCAAGAGGAGGAGUAUGAGCACCAUUGUCAUCAGCCCUCCCGAUGAACCAGAAGAACCGGCUGACGUUGCUAAUGAAGUCCAACUUCCUCCGGUGACAUCCUCUUCCCCAAAACGGACCAAAUCAUUACGUAAUGUCCCUACCGAGAAUCCGGACCAAACUUCCCCCGUCACAAAGAGGAGGGCCAUGAGCAGCAUUAUUUACAGGCCGGCGGAAGCACUCGACGAUGAGCUCCACGCGCAAGACUACACGUCGUUUGUGGAACAGGCGGCCAAAACGCCCAAACAAUGGCCUGCCGAUCUGGAGUACACGUUACACCCAAGCUCUGUCGGUUACAUGCCUAAAGUGUCAACAGUCAGAAGGACCAUUCAGCAGUUUCAAACCACCGCAGGAGCAGAGCUCCAAGCAACUGACGGUAUGGAUCCGGUUCCCGCGGAAAGACAAGAAGCGCUCCCAGGAGAACAAAUAAAGACUAGGGUGAAACGAAACAUGUCGGAUGGUGCGCAGUACCUGACCGUAGCGGAAGAUAUGUACCUGCCCUCGCAUAGGUCCCUGAGUUGGAACGCAAAAGAUCGCAAAGCAAGAGGCGCGCUUGUUAGCAGGAGAGCGUGCAGCAGUGAGCGAGACCUCGUGGACGUGGGCAGGGAAGCAAAGACGGAUCAGGACACGCCAUCAUGAAAGAGGAGCAGAAUUACUGUAUUUUUCGGACUAUACAGUGAGGCAAAUAAGUAUUUAGUCAACCACUAAUUGUGCAAGUUCUCCCACUUGAAAAUAUUAGAGAGUCCUGUAAUUGUCAACAUGGGUAAACCUCAACCAUGAGAGACAGAAUGUGGAAAAAAAAAAAAAAAAGAAAAUCACAUUGUUUGAUUUUUUAAGAAUUUUAUUUGCAAAUCCUGGUGGAAAAUAUGUAUUUAGUCAAUACCAAAAGUUAAUCUCAAUACUUUCUUAUGUACCCUUUGUUGGCAAUAACGGAGGCCAAACGUUUUCUGUAACUCUUCACAUGCUUUUUACACACUGUUGCUGGUAUUUUGGCCCAUUCCUCCAUGCAGAUCUCCUCUAGAGCAGAGAUGUUUUGGGGCUGUCAUUGGACAACAUGGACUUUCAACUCCCUCCACAGAUUUUCCAUGGGGUUGAGAUCAGGAGACUGGCUAGGCCACUCCAGGACCUUGAAAUGCUUCUUACGAAGCCUCUCCUUUGUUGCCCUGGCUGUGUGUUUGGGAUCAUAGCCAUGCUGAAAGACCCAGCCACGUCUCAUCUUCAAUGCCCUUGCUGAUGGAAGGAGAUUUUCACUCAAAAUCUCUCGAUACAUGGCACCAUUCAUUCUUUCCUUUACACAGAUCGGUCGUCCUGGUCCCUGUACAGAAAAACUGCCCCAAAGCAUGAUGUUUCCACCCCCAUGCUUCACAGAGGGUAUGGUGUUCUUCGGAUGCAAUUCAGUAUUCUUUAUCAUCCCAACACGAGAACCUGUAUUUCUACCAAAAAGUUCUAUUUUGGUUUCAUCUGACCGUAACACAUUCUCCCAGUCCUCUUCUGGAUCAUCCAAAUGCUCUCUAGCGAACCGCAGACGGGCCUGGACGUGUACUUUCUUCAGCAGGGGGACACGUCUGGCAGUGCAGGAUUUGAGUCCCUGGCGGCGCAUUGUGUUACUGAUAGUAGCCUUUGUUACUGUGGUCCCAGCUCUCUGUAGGUCAUUCACUAGGUCCCCCCGUGUGGUUCUGGGAUUUUUGCUCACUGUUCUUGUUAUCAUUUUGACGCAGCGGGGUGAGAUCUUGCAUGGAGCCCCAGAUUGAGGGAGAUUAUCAGUGGUCUUGUAUGUCUUCCAUUUUGUAAUAAUUGCUCCCAAUAAUUGCUCCCACAGUUGAUUUGUUUACACCAAACGUUUUACCUAUUUCAGAUUCAGUCUUCCCAGCCUGGUGCGAGUCUACAAUUUUGUCUCUAUUGUCCUUCGACAGCUCUUUGGUCUUGGCCAUAGUGGAGUUUGGAGUGUGACUGACUGAGGUUGUGGGCAGGUGUCUUUUAUAUCGAUAAUGAGAUAAAACAGGUGCCAUUAAUACAGGUAACGAGUGGAGCCUCGUUAGACCUCGUUAGAACAAGUCAGACCUCUUUGACAGCCAGAAAUCUUGCUUGUUUGUAGGUGACCAAAUACUUAUUUUCCACUCUAAUUUGGAAAUAAAUUCUUUAAAAAUCAAACCAUUAAUUUGGAAAUAAAUUCUUUAAAAAUCAAACAAUGUGAUUUUCUGGGUUUUUUCCACAUUCUGUCUCUCAUGGUUGAGGUUGAACCAUGUUGACAAUUACAGGCCUCUCUAAUCUUUUCAAGUAGGAGAACUUGCACAAUUGGUGGUUGACUAAAUACUUAUUUGCCCCACUGUAAGUCGCAGUAUUUUUCAUAGUUUGACCGGGGAUGCAACUUAAUACUCUGGAGAAACUUAUGUGUGAAAUUAUUAACACAUUACGGGUAGUUCCCUGGGUACGACAUACCCGACUUACACGAUUUAGACUUUACGACGCCUGAGUAUGGUCCGCCAUGUUUUUGUUGUUGCGUAUACAGUACCUAGUUCUAAGCAGUACCAAGCAGAAAUAUGAGGACAUAGUCCCAAUUUUGAAGAUUAACCGUUUAUGGGAAAGCUUUAUAGUUAUUAAUACUUUUUUCAACCUUAUUUUAUAACUGAAUUUCUUAAAAAAAAAAAAAGUUCACAGAAAAAAAAAUCUUAAGAUAAAAAGUCAAAAUGAAAAUAACUCGAAAAUAUGAGAUGAAAAUGUGAUGUUUUGACAGAGAUUAAAAUGUUUCGAAAUUGCUACUAAGGUAAAGAUACAAUAUGUACAGAAAUGUAAAGGGGAAAAAAGCAGUUUGUUGAAUAGUGUUUUAAUUUAUAGAGGUAAUCAUAUGCGGAUUUUAGGGGGGCCAGGCCCCCCUGGUGGCCAAAAAGUGUCAUUGCAUGUAAUUGACUUUCCUAUAUAUAAAAGUUGUAAAGCAAUAAAACUGCAACAAAAAUGAAUGAAAUGAACAAAAAUAUAUAUUUUUGUAAUGGGUCAAAAUUAUUUUUCGAGCACCUUAGCCGGUCAUUUGCUUUGCAUAUAAUUUUCAACAACAAAAAGUAGGGAAAAAAAUUAAUAAAAUGUUUUUUUUUCUUUGAUUGAAAAAUUUUUUUUUUUUUUUGAUUGAAGCAACCUUUUGUGGGAUUGAAUGAUUUAGACACAAGUGUCCUAAUCAUGAUAUGGCUCAAACACAAAAAAGAUUGCUUCAAAGAACUUUUUCAAUGAAAAAUUGAUCAAAUGCAAAAUUUUCAAUCUCAAAUAUUUUUUUGCAUUCAAAAACUUUUUCUGUGAUUGAAUUUUAAUUUUUUUUUUUUUUGAUGGAAGUGGUUUUCUUUUUGAAAAUCUAUUUUUAAGCAACUUAUUUUUAGAUUGAAUAAUAAAGACAAAAAUGUCCUAGCCAAAAUGUGGCCCAAACACAAAUCGACAUUACUUCAAUCAAAAACGUUGCGUCAAUAAAAAAAAAUAAUAAUAAAAAAAAAAAAACGACUUCCAUCAAAAAAAACAAAAAACAAUUAUUU